AUGAGUUCGCAAGAUGAACAGUCGAGCGAUUCUAGCGAGGACAGUAGCAGAGGAAGUUCUGAAGAGGAUCAAAAGAACAAGGAUCGGAAGAAGAGUAAGCAGAAGAUGAAGCAGGAUGAAGUGAACCCAACAAAGGCGCAAAUUUCGGCACGGCAGUUCCUUUCGCGAAAGUUGCCAACUUUCACCGGUCGACAUGAGGAGUGGCCAAUCUUUUUAAGCAGUUUCAACACCACGACUAAGGCUUGCGGAUUUUCAAAUUUAGAGAACCUGGCUCGUUUGCAGGAGAGCUUGAGGGGCCCUGCACGGGAUUCAGUUUGCAGUCGACUGUUGUUGCCGGAAGCGGUACCGCAAAUCAUCGAAACAUUGCGGAUGCUGUAUGGGAGGCCGGAGCAAUUAUUGAACGCGUUGCUGGUGAAAGUGAGGAAGACAGAUCCACCGAAAGCGGACCGAUUAGGUACGUUCAUCAGUUUUGGGAUGGUAGUUCAGCAAUUAUGCGACCAUCUUGAAGCAACGCAACUCAAUGACCACCUGGUAAAUCCCUUGCUGAUCCAGGAGCUGGUUGAGAAGUUACCUCCAGGGACGAAAAUGGAUUGGGUUCGGUACAAAAGGCUACAGGGUAGAGUCACACUUCGGACGUUGGCUGAUUUUUUGUCCGAACUGGUGUCUACUGCCAGUGAAGUAAGUGGAGUCGUGGAUGCAUCAUUAAAUCCAAUCGGUAGUCGUGCCAGCAAGAUCAGAGGCGGAAGAUCGAAGGAAUAUGAAAGUCACAUCAACGCACACAGCGAAGAAUUGUCGAGAAAACCGGAAUACCCAAGAACACCGUGUCCAACGUGUGGACGCACAGACCAUCGACUUCGGAACUGCGAUGAAUUUCGAAAGAUGGGUGUUUUGCAGCGACUGGAGGUUGUCGAUCGAUUUGAACUAUGUCGAUCAUGUCUGAACGCGCAUGGGAGGAGCAGAUGCAAAGCGAACAUUCGGUGUAAGGUCGACAGGUGUCAAGGCCAGCACAAUACAAUGCUUCACCAACAUUCAACGGAACUGCGUUCAAACUGUAAUGCACACAGCGCAAGUCAGCAGGUGUCGGUAAUUUUUCGGAUGAUUCCAGUAACACUGAGCUACGGAGGAAUGUCCAUCAACACCUUAGCUUUUCUCGAUGAGGGUAGUUCUUUCUCGCUGGUGGAAUGUUCUAUCACAAAUAUGUUGAAGGCGACUGGGAAACCACAGCCCCUACGUGUUACCUGGACCGCAGGGAUGACGAGGCUAGAACGGGAGUCAAUGCUGUUGAAUCUGACGAUUUCUGCUGUCGGUUCGAAGGAACGGUUUUCGAUGGAAAAGGUCCACACUGUGGAGGAGCUGAAGUUGCCGGUGCAGUCUCUGAACUACCGGGAAUUGGCGGAGAGCUAUAGCCAUCUUAGAAAUCUUCCGGUAGCUGAGUAUCCAAAUGAGUCUCCGAGGAUUUUAAUUGGUUUGAAACAUCUACAUUUAUUUGCACCCAUUGAAUCGCGAAUUGGUCGACCAGGAGAGCCGAUAGCCAUUAGAUCCAUGCUCGGGUGGACGGUCUAUGGUCCAAAAGAAGGAGGUAGCUUGCGAACUGUAUACGUUGGACAUCAUUCAUGCACUGGUGUGUCCAAUCAAGAACUGCAUGAUCUUCUCAAGUCACAAUAUAUACUUGAAGAGCCGGGUGUAACAGUGGAUGUUUUGCCAGAGUCAGCUGAAGAUCGACGAGCUCGGGAGAUAUUGGAAACUACGACGAAGCGAGUUGGAGACAGGUUCGAAACGGGUAUGCUAUGGAAAGAGGAUGAUCCAUCGUUUACAAACAGCUACCCAAUGGCAUCAAGUCGAAUGAGAAGUCUCGACAAGCGCCUAUCGCAGAACCCACAACUAUUGGAAAACGUUCGGAGCCAACUCGUGAAAUAUCAAAGUAAGGGGUACUGUCACAGAGCAACUGUAGAGGAAUUAACGAAGACUGACCCCAAGAAGGUGUGGUACCUUCCCCUCAACAUUGUGAUCAAUCCGAAGAAGCCGAAUAAAAUUCGGCUUGUAUGGGAUGCCGCUGCUGCUGUAGAAGGUGUGUCGCUUAAUUCGAAGCUGCUUAAGGGACCGGAUUUCUUAACUUCGUUACCUUCGGUUGUGUGUAAGUUCCGACAGUACAGUAUUGGAUUUGGGGGAGACAUCCGAGAGAUGUUCCACCAACUGAUGAUUCGUCCGGAAGACAGGCAAGCUCUGCGGUUCAUGUUUGAUGGAGAGAUCUACGUGAUGGACUGCGCUAUAUUUGGAGCAACAUGCUCGCCAAGCCAGGCGCUCUACGUUAAGGAUCGCAACGCUAGUGAGUUCUUGAAGCAGUUUCCAGAUGCCGUAAGUGCUAUUGUAAAUCGACAUUACGUGGAUGACUACUUCGACAGUACAGAGACCGUGAAAGAGGCGGUGAAAAGGGCAAGUGAGGUCAAGUACAUCCAUUCAAGGGGCGGUUUCGAGAUUCGAAACUGGGUGUCGAAUUCUCACGCAGUACUCCAGCAGCUAGGUGAGUCAAAAACGAACCAAAUGGUCUAUUUCAAUACCGAUAAAGCUACGGGCUCUGAGCGGGUUUUGGGAAUCGUCUGGGACCCUCAAGAGGAUGUGUUCACGUUUGCUUUGAAACUGCGAGAGAAUCUGCAACCAUGUCUGACAGGCGACAAGCGUCCGACCAAACGAAUCGUUUUGAGUAUAGUGAUGAGUCUGUUUGAUCCGUUAGGCUUGCUGACGAUGUUCGUCAUUCAUGGUAAGAUGUUGAUACAGGACCUAUGGCGCACAGGUUGUGAGUGGGAUGAUACGGUCGACGAUGAGAGCUUCGAAAAAUGGAAAAGAUGGACGAACACAAUGUGA
Messenger RNA from Toxorhynchites rutilus septentrionalis, 2862 nucleotides. RefSeq lists its product as uncharacterized. Bases 1 to 2862 code for a protein of 953 amino acids. The record is from RefSeq and is a predicted model, not a curated record. The transcript has a single exon. NCBI's taxonomy places the organism in Eukaryota, Metazoa, Arthropoda, Insecta, Diptera, Culicidae.